CGUUUGUUUCAGUCAUAUUUGUUGCUCGUGAUAAACCUCACAGCCGCCGUCUUCGAAGCACAACGUGAAGUCGGUGCUACUUUCUAGGGCGAGCAGACACCUCACUUAGCCCUGGGCAAAGUGUCUCCUUAAAGGAGAAACUGAGCUAGAGAGGGGGAAAAAGAGAGACUAGAGGGAGAGGUAUAACAAUCAGUAUAACGGGUUACUGAGGCAGACAGAAGAUAAUUGUGGAGGGGAGAGAACUGAGAGACAGACAGAUGAUUGAGGGACAGAGAAAGAGAAAGUAGACACAGUGGUAGGAAGAAACAGAGGGAGAGAUAGAGGAUAACUGGGGGGAAAAUAAGAGACCGAUUGUAGACAACUGAAGGGGAGACAGUAAGGUAAUAAGACAGGGAAAGUAGAGGGAACUGGUGGGCAAUAGGGUCUUGAAAAAAAGAUCGAGAAGAGAGAUAAGUGAAAUCUGAAAUACAACUGUGUGGUGGGGCGAUGAAAGAGGGAUAGGACGGAAUUGAGACACAGGUACAAUCAGGGAAAAAGACCAAUCCAGUAGGAGGCAGUAAGAUAGCUACAAGAAUUAUUGCUAGGCGAGAGAUAGCGGCAACAGUGUAAAAUGACAGAAAAGGGAAUAUAGAUGACCAUCAUAGAAAACAGUAAUUGUCACAGGAUACAUAAAGGAAGUAAUGAUAAGCCAAUAGUUAUAGCAAAGGUUAGUUAGAUAUACUUUUUAAAGAAGGAGAUAGAUGCCUUCAUACAGACCUUCUAUCAAAAGGGUAAUUAGAAGUGAUAGCAUGUGAUACAGUAAUUGAGGGAGAUAUUUAAUGUAAGGCAGCUAGCAUAAAAAUAUUAAAAGAAAUUAAAAGCAGGAAACUCAGAAAAUGAUGCUUAGAAAAUGACAGGCACCAAGUGAAAGAAACCAAGAGACAGCGAAAAGGCAAAAUAACAGAAGAUAAGACCUUGUGGGCAACUAAUUUUAUUAACAGUUAAACUUGUAAAUACAUCUAACCGAGGAAGGAGAGAGGGAAAGAUAGUUGUCAAAUGAGGUAAAGUUAUCAGAAAUAAGUAACCACAGCAAGACAACUAAGUGAGACAGAAAGAUAGACGACUGAGAGAUUGGAGAGGCUGAGACAAUUAUUGAGAGAGAGAGAGCACCAAAUGAGUCAAAAGGACAGGAGAGACAAAAUUAACUAAGAGAGAAUUGAGACGACAUUUUUUUGAUAAAGUGGCAAGGAAUUAUUGGGUGAGAGGAGCAAACCACAACAAGAGUGAGGGGAGACAGAGGGGUGCAGGGGAAUAAAGAGGUUAAAACAGUGAAUGAAAUUUGAGUGUGAGCAAACAAGUCAAUCAAGAUUUGUGGGGCAGCACAAUGUGGGCAAAUUGGCACCUCCGUCGGAAUUUUGAAGUGGAUUACCCAGAUCGAAAGGGUUCUCUUACUCUCCGCUCGAAUCAUAAGGAAUAUAGCAGGCCCGUGUUGGUCUGCAACUGGUAUCAGCACAGAGAAGCAGAACCUAAAGACUAUGAUAUGGAUGCUAUCCCAGAGGGACACUGGAAAAACCUACACCGCUCAACGUACAAACGGUUGACAAGUUUUCCUUCAGGAGACUGGAGCACCACAUCCGAAGCAUUCAUGUCUCAAAUUAGUUUUAAGGAGGAUUAUCGACUAAGGGAAAAAAUGCCAUUAAUGGAUCAGAAAACAGCUGCAAAAGAACUUCGUAAGAGAACUGCCGGGGGCCUUGAUACAAAAGCAAAUGCAGCUCUACCAAGGCAUCCUCCAGACUAUUCAAAACUUUCUCUUCUAUCUUUAUCCCUUUCAGGUUUGCAGAGACAACUUAUAAUUAUGAUUAUAUGCCUCCGCUCAAUUUUAUUCCAGCUCAAGAGGAGGCUCCUAAGGAAUCUGGUGACUAUAGAAGAUGCCAUUCACAAUUUGUUGACACAGAUGAUUAUCGUCGGCAUGGCCGGAACACCUGGAUUAAUGAGAGUGGAAUAUAUGCCAAUUCUGAAUUGAAGAAAGUCCUGUUCCCUCUGUCCAACCCAAUAGCUACUCGUUUGAAGUAAAUCUGCAACGUUCACCAUGAACCUUUUUACUUGAAGAGGAGUUGAUCCUUUCCUUUGCGUAUCUGCGUGACCCUGCAUAUUCAUUGCUUUUGGCAAUUUUAUAAUACAUUUGAUUGUUGUACUGAGAUUGCUAUUUGCUUAACAAACCAUGAAGGUAUACACUACUGCUUCUUUAAUUGUUACAGUUGGUCGAAGUCACAUUAGAUGUGAUUUCUCCUUCCUCCACCAUUCUUGCCUUAGGGCUUGGAGUGGACGAAUUGUGUAACUACAGACAAGCCAGCAUUUAGCCAGCUGAAUUGUCAGAAAUCAAGUCAAGUUCAUUGUCAAAGAUGUAGACAGUUUGGAACAUUUCUUGCUUCAUUUGCUGUGAACAAUUGAACAAAUAUUUGUUUGUAGAUUGGAUCAGUGCAUUAUAAACAGAGAAAAGUUCCAUACUGUUAAUACAUACUAAAUGAAUAAUUUACAGUUAAAAUUUCAUAAUCAAUAGUAUUGUGAUGAUUGACCAGCCUAUGUGUAGUUUGCACACUUGACUGCAUUCAUCAUUUUUAAAAUAUUUCACCCAUUGAUGCAAACUGUGUAGAGAAAUAAGCAUGAAAGUUAUUUACAUUCUAUUGUAUGGAAAUAAGAACAAAUUUGAAUGUAUGAGACUUCAGUUUAUAGAAUACAGAAUUGUUGUGGAAACUGAGGUAGGUAUGUUAGACAGUCAAGUAACCUCAUUAAUUCCAGCAUUGUUAUUGGGUGAUUAACCAAGUGUGGGUUUAUUUCUCUCCCAGUGUUAGGAUAUGGGCAUUUUGCAACAACACAAUUUUGCAAUGUACUGCUGGACAACUUGACAUCUUACACCCUUUCUAAACUUCAGCUUAUCCAAAGAUCUGUUACCUGCAUCCUAAAUUGCACAUUCUAACAUGCACGGUCACCAUUCACCCAUCACCCUUUGUUUCCAGAGAAUUAUUGAGCUCCUGGUUAAUCAACACCUUAAUUCCUACUCUCUAUUUCUGUGAUCAUUCUUGGCUCCUUGACAAUCAAUGUUCUCUGCACUUAUCCAAUUGUGGCUUCUUAACCGUCCCGAAUUUAAAUUGCUCUACCAUUGGCAGCCAUGUCUUCAGUUGUGUGGGCCCUAAGCUUUGGUCUACCCUUAGUAAACAUCCCCAUCUUUCUCUCAUUCUUAAAACACUCCUUAAAACUGUAACUGUGAUAAUGGGAACUGCAGAUGCUGGAGAAUCCAAGAUAACAAAGUGUGAAG
Molecule: messenger RNA, 3295 nt
Organism: Stegostoma tigrinum
Lineage: Eukaryota; Metazoa; Chordata; Chondrichthyes; Orectolobiformes; Stegostomatidae
Product: cilia- and flagella-associated protein 95-like
Exons: 6
Coding region: 1364-2002 (212 amino acids)
Cellular component (GO): plasma membrane
Source: RefSeq, a predicted model, not a curated record